Molecule: messenger RNA, 4927 nt
Organism: Linum trigynum
Lineage: Eukaryota; Viridiplantae; Streptophyta; Magnoliopsida; Malpighiales; Linaceae
Source: the annotation of a GenBank genome assembly
UAGCACCAAACUGCACGAGUAAUCAUAAGUAUUGUGUGAAUAACAUCAUGUGAAUAAAUACAAAAAUAAUUACAAAAUUAUACGAAUAAAUAAAGACAAAAUUAUAUGAACUAAUACUUAGGUAAGAAUUUCCGUACAUAAUGCCUAAGCAAGAUGUGCUUAGCUUAUGUAAUAGUUGUAGAAUAACAUUACCUAAACAUUAGGUAACAAUUCUGGGAUGAUAUUAGGUAACUCUCGCGUAAUAUAUGAUUUUUAUGUUUUUGUCAUAGAUAUUAGAAACAGCCGGAUACAAAUUAUAUACGAGAUCUUUGUAGGAUAUAUUACAAAAAGAGAUGUACGCUGUUUGAUUUAAUAAGAUAAAGGGCUGACCCAGCUCGGUCUUUGCGGUGGGAAUCAAACUAUGAUACAUUUGUCUAUAUCGUGCUCAUAAGAAAUCGAUAUAUUUUGAGUAAACUUUGCAUUGUUUGCCCAUGCAACUAAAAGUCUAUAACGUUAUGGUUUUCGAAAGAGAAAAAAAAGUCUUAACGUUAUGGUGAGUCAUGAGAGAGACGUAUAUCUCUCCGCUUCAAUGGCGGUGAAGAACUUAGGUGGAGUGUGUAACCGGUUGGUCCCAGACGGUCAGUUUUGACCCAAGUUGCAAAUUUCCAACAGACUUUAUCAUAGCCCAUCAUCAUUGAUCUAAUUUGUCAAAACUCUCCAUGCAUGUUUGAAAAUGCGCAGGUCAGAACUUUCCAUAGACCAUCCAUCGAGUUUCCCUCAACCAGAACGGAGUUCUAUGCUGUCGUGGAGAGUUUUAACCGACGAUUCGAGUUAUCGAGAGAAUUUGACGUAUGAAUAUUAACUAUUUCCUUAUAUGAAUUUUUUUUAUGACUCUUCUACUUCCGCCCGUAGGUCUGAACUUUCCAUAGACCGCCGAUGGAAUACUUGCAGGCGAGUAAGACCGUCAUCCCUGUUUUGACUAUCGUAUUGUAGCUAUCCAUGAAAGGUAGCUAGUUUUCUCCCCACCUCUACAAUUCCUGGUUUCUUUUCUCGACCUAUGAUCAUUUUUUUCUAAUAUCAUAAGAGAAAAGUCAGAUUAUUUUAUAAUUUUACCCCUGACCAUACUAAUAUUGGAAUUUUGACUUUUUCCCCCCUGAAAACAAUUGAAAAUUCCAAUCUGCCGGCGGCCCUAAACCGGUACCGUGAACUAUGGACAAAGAGAUAUAGCUAUUGCAUGUUUUUUCUUUAAACAAUUGUAUUUCGGUUUUACUUAUAUCUCUUUCCACGUGGGCGGCGCCAUGCAUGCAUGCUAAAGCCGAUCACCAGGCCACCUAUUUAAACAUUUCCCACCCCACGCAUCUCUUCUCAUCCCACAGACUAACUAAUCAAUUCUCCAUAGCCAACCAGCUCGCCCAUCUACAGCCAUGGAUCUUGCUUCAAUACUCUUCGCACUUUCGGGAGUCCUCUUCCUUCUGAUCCUCCACAGGCUGGUGGUCAACCCUAGCAACGGAAAAGCCAAACCCCUGCAAAUCCCGGAAAUCCCAGGAGGCUUGCCCUUCAUCGGCCACCUCCACCUCCUCGGCGGCGAAGACACGCUGGCCAGGAAGCUGGCCUCCUUCGCCGACAAGCACGGCAGCAUGUUCGCCAUCCGCCUCGGCGCCUACCCCACCGUUGUGGUCAGCGACUUCGAGUCCAUGAAGGACUGCUUCGUGAAAAACGACAGAGCCCUCGCCGCCCGCCCUCCUUCCACGCAGGGCAAGAUCCUCGGCAACAACUUCGCCGUCUUCGGGUUCGCCUCCUACGGCGAGUACUGGCGCAACGUCAAGAAGCUCAUCAUCACCGAGAUCAUGUCCCUCCCCAGGAUCAGGGCCCUCAGGCACGUCCAGGUCUCCGAGGUGGACGUCCUGGUCAGGGACCUCCACCUCCAGUGCAGCCAGCAGGUUGAUCACCACGGUCAGGUGGUGAUCAGCGACUGGCUGCAGAAUUUCGUUCUCAACAUCAUCACCCGGAUGGUGGCAGGAAAGAAGUACUUCGAGAACCUGGCAGACAGCGUUGGCCUACAGGCCGAUGCUGGAGGCCGUCCCGUCGGUGAACUCAUCAGGGAGUUCAUGGACGUGAACGGGUCGCUCGUGUUGUCGGAUCUGAUCCCGAUCCUCGGGUGGAUCGACAUCAAGGGGAUGAAGAAGGCAAUGAGGAGGAUCUCCAAGGAGCUGGACGUGAUCGUGGACGGUUGGAUCGACGAGCACAAGGUGAAGAGGAACAAGUUGGGUGAGAACUUGGUCCCCGAGGAUUUCAUCGACGUCAUGCUCUCCGUUGUCGAUGACAACUUCGACCCUUCUUCCAAACAUGACAAGGAAACCAUCAUAAAGUCAACCGCUAUGGCGGUGAUUAUUGCGGCGGCGGAUACGACAUCGGUGACGCUGACGUGGAUGCUGUCGAACCUCCUGAACAACCGGCGAGCCAUGGCGGCGCUGAAGCAAGAGAUCGACGAGAAAGUAGGGAAAGACCGGAUCGUGGAGGACUCCGACCUCGAAAACCUGACGUACCUGCACGCGGUGAUAAGGGAGACGCUGAGGAUGAACCCGGCGGGGCCCAUCUCGGUGCCGCGCGUGGCGUCGGAGGACAUCACCAUCCGUGGCUACCACGUGCCGAAGGGGACGCGCUUCUUCGCCAACUUCUGGAAGCUUCACCGGAACCCGGAGAUGUUUCCGGAGCCGGACGAGUUCAGGCCGGAGAGAUUCCACGAGAAGGAGGUGAAGGUGGACAUCUACGGGAGGGAUUUCGAGUACCUGCCGUUUGGCACCGGGCGGCGGUCGUGCCCCGGGAUGAACUUCGGGAUGCAGGUGGUGCAGCUGACGGCGGCGAGGCUGAUCCAGGCGUUUGACUUUGGGACGCCGUUUGACCUGCCGGUGGACAUGACGGAGGCCGACAGUACCACGCUCGCCAAGGCGAAGCCGCUGGAGGUCGUGCUGACCCCACGCCUUUCGCCGGAGCUUUACCAUCUGUCUUGAUUAUUUAUUUAUUUAAUUAGGAGUUAAUCAUCUUAUCCAGCCGCCGCCGCCAGCCAGAUCGUAAUUAAACAUGCUUUAAUUAAUUAUUGAUAUAAUCUAAUAUAAUAUAAUAUAAUAACCAGGGUCCUGGGUGGUGUUAUAGUGAGUGAGUAUAGAGAUCCUCUGCCCCUUCAGAGACCGUUUACAGAGAGAUGGUAAUAUAUAUGUAAUAACUGGCUUCAUAUUUAUUUGUUUUUUUUUUUAAACCUUCAUGAAUUUGAUUCAUAUAUAAAGAUACCACCUUUGAUUGCACUUCAUUUGUCUUCAGCGAAGUAUGUUGUUUAGAUACCAGGGAUUUCAUUCAUUCAUAAUGAUUGUUGUAUAAGCAUAUCCAUUAAUUAAGUUGAUUAUGCUAACCUUAAAUCGACUUUGCUGCUUUAAUUAGUCUGAAAGUUGCGGUCAUGGGACAAUCAAAGUACCACGUCGGUAAAACAAGAGAAGGAAUUCCCGUAUAUUAGUGUCUACCUAGCCCAAUUAGUACGAUGCAUUUUGGGAGGACACCCAACAGUAAAACCGUGCGGGCUUUGCCCAAAGCGGACAAUUUCGUAUUAAUGGGCUGCCCAAUUUGACAAGUGGUAUCCGAUCCUGGUUCGGCGGAUCUGAGACGGUGGACAACAGUUUGGUGGGACCCUCAUUCGGUGGACCUUAGGAUUUGAGAUCUGCGUCUGGUUUGGUGGAUCCAGGUGAUCCACGUUUGUUUGGCGGAUCAAAGAGAGUUCCGCGUCUGAAAAAUCCUUGUAUCGAUGGGACAAUCCAAGUACCACAUCGGAAAUACAAGGGAAGGCACCCUUGUAUAUUACUGUCCACCUAGCCCAAUUAGUACGAGGUAUUUUGGGAGGACACCCAAGAUUAAAACCAUACGGGCGUGGCCCAAAACGAACAGUAUCGUACUAAUUGAGCACCCCGAUUUUACAGCAGCUAUUUAGGGUAAACUAAUUAAGGUGACUGUUUCCUCGUUUGGAUAACAGAGGACUAUGCACGUAGCCACCCAUGAAAGCUAAUUUUCUCCCCUCUAUAAAUCCUGGUUUCUUUUCUUGGCCUAAAAUUCAUUUUCAUAAUUUAAUAAUAAGAAAAAAAAGUCGGAUUAUUUUAUAAUUUAUACCCUCACCAUUGAAAAUAAUAUUGGAACUUUGACUAGCCACAUGCACUUUUUUCUUCCUUAAACAAAUCAUAAUUGGUUUACUUACAUAUCAUUCCACGUGGGCUGCUGCAUGCAUGCUCUACCUGAUCAUCCCACAAACUAGUAAUCAAUGUGGUUGUUAUCCGGUUCGAUUUAGUUAUAACUGUAAUCGUUUAGUCAGGUACAAGUUAAUCAUUAAGCAAUUUAUGCUUAUCAUUAACCACAUCAUUUAUAUUGGUCGGUUAAUCGUAGUCUGUUAUAAUCCAUAAAAAAAUUGUAGUUUGUUAUAUGUUAUUUUGUCGAUUGUUGUCGAAUUACUGUGCACACAGGUCCAUCUUUCUAUUGUGCUCCCUCUAGAACUCUUCCUUGAAAUGUUCUUAUUUGAAUCUAAGUUACUAUAGCAACUAGGAUAGGCAAGAAAAUUUGUAGACCUUCAAACAUCUAAUUAUUUUCAUCCUAUACCUAUACAGCUCAUUGAGGUAUAUUAUUUUUGGCUAUAACUAUUAUCAGGAUGACUGUAAUCGACUAGUUUGUUUAAUCAUUUAAUCGUCGAUUAAUGAUUAAUGAAAUAUGAUUACGAGAAUCUAACAGUUUACUGUUUAAUCGAUUAUCAGUGUAACUAUCAUCCUCCUGUUACAAUUUGGCUAUCAGUUACACCGCUACAAUCAUAUUUCAUGAUUUCAUCAUCCAAAGGAGACCAGAUGAUUUAGAUGCCCACAUGACAUAUCUCUGCUUUACGUGUGCCCCCUGCUUUGGGUAAUAUACCAAAAAAUUGCCU